Molecule: messenger RNA, 1455 nt
Organism: Brugia malayi
Lineage: Eukaryota; Metazoa; Nematoda; Chromadorea; Rhabditida; Onchocercidae
Exons: 6
Coding region: 1-1455 (484 amino acids)
Molecular function (GO): RNA binding
Source: RefSeq, a predicted model, not a curated record
AUGGGAAGUACUGGAAGUACUAUGAUCGAUGCCACUGGCAUUCCAUUGAAUCUUGAUAAGGAUGCAGCUAGUGAAACUAUUCGAGAUUUGAUCCUGACUUUAGGGCCCGCUCAAGAAAUAGGUGAUAUAAGCUCAGCAAUCGAAUCAUCUCUGUCGGCUAAGGCAGUGGAUGUUAGUGGAUUGUUUUCUUAUAUAUCAAUAUUCUCUAACGGAAAUGACGAUAAUAAUGAUGAUGGUGACGGUGAUGGUGGUGAUGAUGAUAACAAUGAUGCUAACAAUGAAAUAACAACAUCCAGAAAUUAUCUGCAAGAAUGGACACCACUGUACAGCUCAUCAUUGUCCAUAUUUGCAACACUGUCAUCCGGAAAUUUUUUAUCCGAAAACGAAGUAGCACAAAUAUUCUCACGAUAUGGAAAUAUAAAAGAAGUAAAAUGGAUUCGAAUAAGCGACAAUAACGGUUACAUCAUUGUGUUCAGUAACGAAACUGAAAAAGAGAAAGCCAUUAAGAUAUGUGGCGACAAAAUGGAAACGAAUGGAAGAUUAUUGAAAUUGUGGAGUUUCAAACGAACUCGCUUAUUUGUGAAUAGCAAACUAACUGUUGUUGACGUGACGAACUGCACUUCUCAUCAAUCGAUCAAAGAUAAGGAUGAGAGUGAUCCGUAUAUUAUUGGUGAUGCGAAGCUACUCGGAUUUGCUGAUCCGUUCCAAGGCAAUUCUAACAAUUGUAUAAGCAAACAUCAGAUUCCGUGCUAUCCAAACGCUUCAGUAAUGACCCUCAAGGAAAAUAUGCCAUCCCCGGAACGACCGGGUACUAGACCAUCACCAGCCACUGCUUUUUUGUUGAAACAAAUUUCUGAAGCUAAUGUGCCUGAAUCAGGUCAAUUUUACGAGAAGAUAUCACAUGAUAGUGGAAAUGAGAAGAAUCGUUUUCUAAAUUUACCAGCACCAUAUCAUCUAUUACCAGAUACACCUUAUUUUCGUCGAGCGCCAAUCGUGCCUCCACCAACAAGGAGUUUAUCGACAACAGAGCAAAUGCCCAUUCAACAACGUAUUAUUAAUCGCUAUCUGGCAAGCAUGAAAAUUGAUGAUGAAAACGGUUUUGCAGCGAUAGCACGAUAUGAACAAGAAUGCUAUAAACAUUUAUGUGCAUCAUCAUAUUAUCCAUUGCUAACAUUACCGGAACAGCAACCCUGUGCUUAUUUAGGAAUGAGAGAGUUCAAAAAAGGUGCAGGAAGAAUAGGAGAUGGAUUUGAUACCGGAUUAAGAAUUGGCAUGGGUGCAAGAAAGCAUACUCUGUCUGCUGAUUUUAUUGAUUCUUCAACAGUGAAAAAUCAAACAGUGAUACAUACCUUAAAUAGCACUAAUAAUGACUGGUCAACAAUACUGUCACCAUGCAAUCAGCGUUACGAAAUAUGGAAUUGUGCCCCAUUGUGGACAUGGAAUUUCAAACAAUAG